AUGUGACUUCUUCAUAUUACAGCUAGAGUGCAAGAUUUUUUUGGAAUAUAGCACUCUAUAUAAUAGAGUAUGUAUUCAGACUCUCGUUUUUCCGGCCAUGCACCACCUCUCUCGCUCACAUGUGACCCUCUAAUGUCAUCUAGACGUACUAUACAGUUUGGGUUGUGGACAGAACCAGCAGUAGUACGUACAUACUGUAUAUAUCGUGUCUUCAAUUUAUUAGCUAGCUAGCUAGUGUAACUGUUAACUACUGCUUCAAUCAUUGGUCAGUUAGCCGGCAAAUGAUUCCGAUGGGCCUCCGUGGGAUAAUUUUGCUGCAGUCUUUGAUGAUGAUCAUCAUCAUUGUGUCAUCAAUCACGGGCUGUAGUGUUGAAGGAAGACGACACUUUUACAGGAAACAAGAGAACGACGACAACAAAAUGCUGCAGGCUCCUUCCCCUGAUGAGGACAAUACCCCUGUUUCGCCGGUUCCUGCCGUAGUUCCCUCCGACCCCGUUGAAGGCGCGCCGCCGCCCGACGUCGACGACGAUUCUGGGCCGUGCGUUUUUGACGUCACCGACUACGGCGCGGUUGGCGAUGGCGAUACUGACGACACUGCCGCAUUUGUGGAUGCUUGGAAGGCCGCCUGCCAGGUUGAGGAUGCUCUUCUCUGGGCUCCUCCAGACCUUAAUUUUAUGAUCACUUCCACCAUUUUCUCCGGACCUUGCAAGCCCGGACUUGUUUUUCAGGUGGACGGAGUACUGAUGCCGCCGGACGGGCCGGAAUGCUGGCCGGAAAAGGACAGCGCGAAGCAAUGGAUUGUAUUUUACAAGCUUGAUGAUAUGACUUUCAACGGCACGGGAACUAUUGAAGGACAUGGGCAGAAAUGGUGGGAUCUCCCCUGCAAACCUCACCGGGGACCAAAGGGAUCAACAUUGCGAGGACCAUGUGACAGCCCGGCGCUCAUUCGUUUUUUCAUGAGCUCCAAUCUGGUGGUCAGUGGUCUCCGGAUCCAGAAUAGUCCUCAGUUCCACCUCAAAUUCGACGGUUGCGAUGGAGUUGAAAUUUAUGAUCUGUCUAUUUCUUCCCCCAAGCUUAGUCCCAACACGGAUGGCAUUCACGUCCAGGACACCACACGUGUCAGAAUCUACGACUCUGUCAUCGCUAAUGGGGACGAUUGCAUAUCAAUAGGGUCCGGAUGUUCUAAUGUUGAGAUCAAUGCAGUCACUUGUGGGCCCAGUCAUGGAAUUAGCAUAGGGAGCCUUGGAGUACACAAUUCACAGGCGUGCGUAUCUAACGUAACAGUAACGAACUCCGUGAUAAAAGAGUCGGACAACGGGCUGAGGAUCAAGACGUGGCAAGGCGGGACGGGGUCCGUGAGCGCCGUCACGUUCGACACCAUCCAGAUCGAAAACGUCCGUAACUGCGUCAUCAUCGACCAGUACUACUGCCUCACCAAGGACUGCCGCAACCAGACCUCCGCCGUCUACGUCCGGGACGUCACUUACCGCAACAUCAAGGGGACGUACGACGUCAGGACCCCGCCGAUUCACUUCGCGUGCAGCGACGCCGUCGCCUGCACCGGAAUCGUCAUGUCGGAGGUGGAGCUGCUGCCGUCGGAAGGGGAAUCGGUGGCCGAUCCCUUCUGUUGGAACGCGUACGGGGUUCUGGAGAGUUUGACCAUACCCCCAAUUGACUGCUUAUUGGACGGCACCCCGAGAUCCAUAUCAGAUGCGGCCCAGUAUACCUGCUGAGGGCUGAUACAUAAUAAUUAUUUCAACAUUCCUUCCUUUAUUUGUUCCACACAAACAUAAAUAAAUUGUUACUUAUAUACCUUAUAUCUUCUAUAUAUAAUACGUAGUAUUUACAUGGUAUGGAUGAGGAUGAUGAUAUAUCAUUGAUAUGUAGAUGAUUU
Molecule: messenger RNA, 1894 nt
Organism: Cuscuta epithymum
Lineage: Eukaryota; Viridiplantae; Streptophyta; Magnoliopsida; Solanales; Convolvulaceae
Source: the annotation of a GenBank genome assembly